Molecule: messenger RNA, 704 nt
Organism: Dentiscutata erythropus
Lineage: Eukaryota; Fungi; Glomeromycota; Glomeromycetes; Diversisporales; Gigasporaceae
Source: the annotation of a GenBank genome assembly
AACAAAGUAUGAUUGAGACAAAUUUACGUACUAGAAGAAAUAUAAGCAUUCAAGCUGCUUUGAAUGAGGUGCCUGUCAAAAUGCAAGCAUGGCCAGAAUGGUGGAAACCUUAUCUGGCUGCAUGGAAAAGAAUAGAAGGACGUAUUGCCUCAAGCUCAGACUCCUGGCCAUGGAGCCUUGAAGACAUACACAUGGCAGAAAUUAAAGGUCACGAGUAUACAGUCAAGAAAGCAAUAGAAUAUUUACGAAAGAAAACAGUUCACCCUAUUACGGCCCGAAACAACUUCCAGUUGAACGAGUGGAACUGGCUACGAAUGAAUUUUAUCCAUAAUAAGAAAAAAGAUAUAGCCUGGCGGCUUCAACACAGAGCAUUACCUCUUGCAUUGACUGUAACAAUAGUCAAAGAAUAUGGAAGACCACUUACGGCUUUCUUAAAGGAACGACUGACAGGUAGCAAUGUCAACCAACAACAUAAACGAAAGGCAGUACUUUGGGUGAAUAUUGACACGAUUUAUGAAAUAUGGUACUGGUACACGCAAGUCAAAUGGGGGAAAAAGCAGAUACCAAUGGUAAUUCUCGAACACAUAGUAAAGGACAGAAUUAGUAAAGAGUUAAAGGUUCUCAAAGAGAUUAAAAACAAUGUCAAAAAAGAUCGGGAUAACUUACUCCGACACCUAAUUUUUGAAAAUCUAUCUGUACAUUAA